AUCAACGAAGCUGAACUAUAAUCAUUCACUGUAUGUCUUCCCUAAGGCUGUUAGUCCGAACGCGAUGAUAUUUUAAUUGAGACUGCUGCAUUAUAUAUCUCUCUAUUCCCACCAAGUCCAGACCAUCCUCGCUCUGUUUCCAAACUCACUCCCCCGGAAACUAUGGACGUCGCCUACGAUCACAUCCAAGAGGAAAUCCUCGCAUCUCCCGAGAAUGACAAAGAUUCCAAACCCGGAGACGCUGACCCUUCCGAGACUUCGAGCCGGCAUCAUCUAGGGGCUGAAUUCCAAGAAACCUUCAACGCUUUCUCGGCGAGCCCAUGGGGCGCCCGGCUCGGCGGGCUAUGGGGAAAUGUCCGGCGGCAAGGGGAAAGCUAUUACGAAGAAGCAAGACAAGAAUAUUCCACUGCGAGUCAGGAAGCUAUUAGGGGAUUUAGCGAUUUGAGAAACUCGAUAAUAGGACGAACGAGAGGGCUGUCGUUGGGUGGGUUUGGUGCCGGUGGCGAGGGUGACGACGAUAAGGAUAAAGCUGUUGGUUCGACGACGCCGACAUCUCCAAAGGCCGGUGAUUCAUUGAAGGGCUCAGCUACAGAUGGUGCAGGGGAGACACAAGACGCUGAUGGGAAUGGCUUCAUUUCUCGAUUCCGCGCAGAAGCGGCGAAACGAUUGAAGGAUAUUGAAAGGGCAGAAGACGCUGCCGACGAGGCGUUGCUGAGAUUCGGAAAUAAUAUUCGGAACUUUUUGCGUGAUGCUGUCACUAUUUCACCCCCGGAAGAGGGCGGCCAGAAUACAUCGGGCAAGGUGCUAUUCGAGAGCAGAGAUGCGGAUGGAAAAAGGGUGAUCCAUACGACCAGAUUCGAAGCACAACUACACGCCAUCCAUUCAAACUUAGAAAGCUUUUCCAAGGAUCCUGACGGUGGUGAAUGGGGUAAAUGGAAAGAUGAGUUCAAGAUUGAUAGUAAAACUGAUGUUAUAUCCAAGGAUCUGGAGACUUAUCCGGAAUUAAGACGAGCGAUGGAGAACCUCGUGCCAGAAAAGGUGGAAUACGCAGACUUUUGGAGAAGGUACUACUUCUUGCGAAUGGUUAUUGAAACAGAAGAAAAGCGCCGAAAAGAACUAUUGCAAGCAUCCACAGCUGGUGAUGAUGAAGAGGUCGCCUGGGACGAGGAUUCUGAAUCCGAGCCUGAGUCUCCGACCACACCACAAGUCAAAAUCAACAAGGCAUCUGAGCCGCCAGGCGCGUCUUCCUUACCAACUUCCUCAUCAAUGUCAAAUGAGAAUCUGAAGCCAUUGGAAUCGCGGAAUUCCAACGACCAGCAGUCGCAGGCUGAUAGCGAUGCAAGCUACGAUCUUGUUAGUGGUGCAACUAGCCGGACACCAGGGAGCCCAAAGGAAACGGAAAAGUCUGCAACGUCUCCUGCGAAAGCAGUGGAGGAUAGCAGUGAUGAAGAGGAUUGGGAGUGAAUUGACUUGGAAUGCCUCAGUUUUUGUGAUCAGGUUUUCUGUUUAUUUCACUUUUAUACUCAUCGAAGUUUGCAAGUAGCUGCUUCUAUCCACACAGGCCCUCUUUAAUAUCCGAAUGGAAUCUCUUAUGAGCGGCAAGGAAGUGUGUUACUGCAUCAGCCCACAAA
Molecule: messenger RNA, 1631 nt
Organism: Coccidioides posadasii C735 delta SOWgp
Lineage: Eukaryota; Fungi; Ascomycota; Eurotiomycetes; Onygenales; Onygenaceae
Cellular component (GO): cytoplasm
Source: RefSeq, a predicted model, not a curated record